GUUGUCAUAGCAACGGAGACUAGCAGGCGAACAAAACAGAAGUAGAAGUAGCAGCUAGUAAGAGGGGUGAUAUACCACAAAUACUUUCCACGUGAGAAUUUUUGCAUAUUUGGGUGCACAGUGUACAGAGUGCGUUUGGAAAUCUAGUUCAGAAAUGAAAUACGGUUGGUUUAUUAUAAAACAUUGUAGGAGCUGUUUUGGGUCUCAAGUUCCUACACGGAUUAUUAGAAGUGAAAGAUUGUUCAGUUCCACUACUAGUGGAACCAGUCAUUAUGAUGUCAUUGUUGUUGGGGGAGGUCACGCUGGAACUGAGGCUUGCGCCGCUGCAGCGAGAAUGGGAUGCAAAACCUUAUUACUCACACAUAAACUGGAGACAAUUGGGGAAAUGUCAUGUAAUCCAUCGUUUGGUGGAAUUGGGAAAGGACACCUGAUGAGAGAAGUUGAUGCUUUAGAUGGGGUCUGUGGAAGAAUUUGUGAUUUAUCUGGAAUCCAGUACAAGAUUCUAAAUAGGAGGAAGGGGCCGGCCGUUUGGGGUCCACGGGCACAAAUCGAUCGCGAUCUGUACAAAAAACAUUUGCAAGCGGAGUUGUUCCGAACACCCAAUCUUGAAAUAAGAGCCGCAGCAGUAGAAGAUUUAAUUGUUGAGAAAAAGGAUGGCCAUGAAACCUGUAUGGGUGUUUUGCUAGCUGAUAAUACAAGAGUAUCCAGUCGAUCGGUAGUGAUCACAACUGGCACAUUUCUUCGUGGUCAAAUCAACAUAGGGCUGGAAACUUACCCGGCUGGUCGAAUGGGAGACAAGCCGGCAAUCGGUCUAUCCCACACUCUAGAGCGAUUGCAGUUUAAGCUAGGUCGGCUGAAAACUGGAACUCCGCCCCGUUUAGAUGGUCGGACAAUUGACUACUCCGUUUGCUCCAUCCAAGAAGGAGAUGACCCACCGGCACCUUUCUCAUUCAUGAAUGAACGAGUAUGGAUUGAGGCUAAAGAUCAAGUCAAGUGCUACAUUACCCAUACUUCACCAGAGAUGGAACGUAUAAUCUUAGAUAACCUUCACUUGGAUCGUCACGUCCAAGAAGAAACGCGUGGGCCACGCUACUGCCCCUCCAUCGAAUCAAAAAUGUUGAGAUUUGGUGGAAGACGGCAUCAAAUAUGGUUGGAGCCCGAAGGCCUUAAUAACAACGUCGUGUACCCGAACGGACUCUCUUGUACUCUUCCAGCGAAUUUACAAUUCCAAAUGUUAAGAACUAUUCCUGGAUUAGAGAAAGUUGAGAUGAUUCGGCCUGGCUACGGCGUUGAAUACGAUUACAUUGACCCUCGGCAAAUCCGUAAAACAUUAGAGACCAAACCAGUAAAAGGACUUUUCUUUGCCGGCCAAAUCAAUGGAACUACUGGCUAUGAGGAAGCGGCUGCGCAGGGGAUUGUUGCGGGUAUUAAUGCAGGUCUCAAAGUUAAAGAGCAGCCUGGCUUCACAAUAGAUCGAACGGAAGGCUAUAUUGGUGUUCUAAUCGAUGACUUGACUCGAAUCGGUGCACCAGAACCUUAUCGAAUGUUUACGUCACGAGCUGAAUUUAGACUUUCCUUACGUCCGGAUAAUGCAGAUUUUCGCUUAACCGAAAAAGCUUUUCCAACCGGAUGCGUGUCCCGAGAUCGAUAUGACCGAUGUGUGAAAACACGUUUGGCACGUGAUAAUGCAAUGACCCUUUUGAAGUCAAUUGAAAACCCACUUAGUACCUGGCGUAAACUGUUUUCUCUCCCUGCUACAAAAGCGUCAACCCGUCGAAACGCAUUUGACCUUCUGUCUUUGUCAUGGCCGCUGGACGGAGAUAACGGCGUCACUGUGGCACUUAUAGAUUCUGUUUUGGGAGAUGGUCGACUGACUCAUUUGACAUCUGAUCUACAACUGUGCCAAAGGCUUAAGAUUGAAUCGUUGUACGCGGAUGCCAUUGAUGAUCAAGAAGAAGACGCCGUACAAAUCCGAAACGAAGAAGCUCUCGCUAUACCAGAUGACAUCGAUUAUUCAGAGAGUUCAAUGUCUCUGUCGAACGAGGAAAGAGGCAAACUCAUUGAAGCACGCCCACUAACGAUUGGUGCUGCCUCGCGAAUUUCAGGAGUUACGCCCGCUGCGAUUCUUACAAUUCUAAAGUAUCUCAACCGGAGAAAGCGCUCUGCGGUAAUAUAUUCUUGAUCAAGAUAAUGACUGAAAAUGCUUUGUAAUGAACCUUUAGGAAAUAGUAAACAGGGGAAAGAGCCA
Molecule: messenger RNA, 2248 nt
Organism: Daphnia magna
Lineage: Eukaryota; Metazoa; Arthropoda; Branchiopoda; Diplostraca; Daphniidae
Product: protein MTO1 homolog, mitochondrial
Exons: 12
Coding region: 155-2182 (675 amino acids)
Biological process (GO): tRNA wobble uridine modification; tRNA methylation
Cellular component (GO): cytosol
Molecular function (GO): flavin adenine dinucleotide binding
Source: RefSeq, a predicted model, not a curated record